This is a messenger RNA of Carlito syrichta (Philippine tarsier), 1778 nucleotides long. RefSeq names its product carbohydrate sulfotransferase 7 (gene CHST7). Gene Ontology annotation, molecular function: N-acetylglucosamine 6-O-sulfotransferase activity; chondroitin 6-sulfotransferase activity. Lineage: Eukaryota; Metazoa; Chordata; Mammalia; Primates; Tarsiidae. Gene Ontology annotation, biological process: N-acetylglucosamine metabolic process. The record is from RefSeq and is a predicted model, not a curated record. The transcript has 3 exons. Bases 249 to 1322 code for a protein of 357 amino acids.
GGGCGGGCGGCUGCCAAGCCGGCCAAUAGGCGGCUCUCCAGAGGCUGAGCCGAGAGGGCAGGGGCGCCGCCACCAGCACCGCUGCCUUCCAAGUUUCUCCUUGUGGGCGCGCUGCCCCGCGGCUCCGCUCCUCCUGGCGCAGAGGGGCCGGGAGAGGCCAGAGGAGCUGACUCGGGACGGGAUUUCCAAGGAACGGGGGAGGCCCGGCCCCCGACCCGCUCUGGGGUGGAGAGGGGCGUCGGCAAACGAUGAAGGGGCGGCGGCGGCGGCGCCGAGAGUACUGCAAGUUUGCGCUGCUGUUAGUGCUGUACACGCUGGUGCUGUUGCUCGUCCCCUCCGUACUGGACGGCGGCCGCGACGGGGACAAGGGCGCCGGGCACUGCCCCGGCCUGCAGCGCAGCCUGGGAGUGUGGAGCCUGGAGGCGGCGGCGGCCGGCGAACGCGAGCGGGGCACAGUGACGCGGCCAGCCGCUGAAGGGGGCGCGGGCCAGUACCCCCGGUCCCCGGGCAACCUCAGUGGCGCUGUCGGGGAGGCGGUGUCUCGCGAGAAGCAGCACAUCUACGUGCAUGCUACCUGGCGCACCGGCUCAUCCUUCCUGGGCGAGCUCUUUAACCAACACCCGGACGUCUUCUACUUGUACGAGCCCAUGUGGCAUCUAUGGCAGGCGCUGUAUCCGGGCGACGCCGAGAGCCUGCAGGGCGCGCUGCGCGACAUGCUGCGCUCGCUCUUCCGCUGCGACUUCUCUGUGCUUCGGCUGUAUGCGCCGCCGGGGGACCCUGCUGCGCGCACCCCGGACGCAGCCAAUCUCACCACGGCCACCCUCUUCCGCUGGCGAACCAACAAGGUCAUCUGCUCGCCGCCUCUGUGCCCCGGCGCCCCCCGUGCCCGCGCCGAGGUGGGCCUCGUCGAGGACACCGCCUGCGAGCGCAGCUGCCCACCCGUGGCGCUACGCGCCCUGGAGGCCGAGUGCCGCAAGUACCCGGUGGUGGUCAUCAAGGACGUGCGCCUACUGGACCUGGGCGUGCUGGUGCCCCUGCUGCGGGACCCGGGCCUCAACCUGAAGGUGGUGCAGCUUUUCCGCGACCCACGGGCUGUGCACAACUCGCGCCUCAAGUCUAGGCAGGGGUCGGCGCGCGAUGCCCGCGAGGCGGUGCACGCCUGGCGCGAGCGCCUGAGCCGAGAGCAGGUGCGCCAGGUGGAGGCCGCCUGCGCUCCAGCCAUGCGUCUGCUCGCCUACCCUCGCAGCGGAGAGGAGGGCGACGCGGAGCCGCCCGGGGACGGGGACACGCCGCUGGACACGGAGGCCGAAGGCGCCACGUAGUCCCCCACUCCUACCCCCGGGGCGGAUCCGGGUCAGUCACCAUGAACCAGGGCACUCAGCAUGCUGCCCCAGCACUGGAGAAGCAGCUCUGUGGAGGCAAUCUGUCACACUGUCAGAAACUGGGACUUGAUACCAACUGCUGUGCAAUUCUGCUGAGCAGGAAUAUCAUGAGCUGUUAAAUAAUGAUGGAUGCAUUGGUUGAGAUGAAGUUUCCAGUUAAGGAAGUGGCAGUGCAAUGUGGAUAUUUAUGGUCAUAAAACAGGAAGAACUUUAGUUUCCAGGCUGUACCUGCCUCUGCUGGAGCCAUUUCAACACGGUGUCCUCACAACAAAGAAGAGAUGCAGUUUGGUUACCAUUUCACAUCAGCAGGUGUCUGAACAAAAACAAUGUGAAUAAGAGCCAAGUGCAGUCCUGCCUAUCUUGAUUAAAUUACUUAAUAGUAAAUAAAAGGUCUGG